UUGCCUUUUCUUUCUCCGGGCUUUCUGGACCCGUGUUUUUUUUAAUUACUUUUUGCAUGAACCCUUAGUGCUAGACUUGCUUGAUUCUGUUGCCCAACCUUCCAAGGACCAUGUCUUGCACCCCGUCUGCCACUGCAACGGAGUACACCACUAUCACCACAUUUACGACGUCCACGUCCCUCUCACAGAGUGUAGCGAACAAUCAGGGCGCAGUCACCACCGUUGUGCAGCAGACCUGUAUCGCCACUGGCACCUUGAGUGGAUCAAAUAGUACAGGUUGCAUCUCGAGCACAGCGGUCACUCAGGUGAACACCAUUGCAGGCGGGGUUGUCACCACACAAGUACCCGUAAUUGUGACGGUUCCAGUCACCCAGACUCAACCAACGAACACUCUCUUCGCCUCUUGCUCUGAUGGUUCCACCCCGUCGCAGACAACAUCGCAUUCCACGGCUAGUCAAACAAGUUCUAGUUCAACUCCUAGCCCAGUCACAACGUCCGUGCUAGUAGAGACCACACCUGCGCCGUCUAUUAUCACCCAAUCGUCUUCUACAACCCUUUCGAACGGCGAUGUGGUCGCGACUGUAAUCACUACAACGUCUACACUCCCAGCAUCUUCUGUUUACGUACCAUCUGUGAUUGCAAACCCAACUGUCACAAGUACCGAAAGUGCGAGUGGAUCAGGCACAGAUGUAGCCCCCAUAGUCGGGGGUGUGCUUGGCGGUUUUGUUGGAUUGAUCGCGAUCGUGGGCAUUUUGUGGUACCUCUGCCGCAGACGCAGAUCUUGGGAUGAUAUCUUUGAUAGAGAAGCCAUUGAAGAUGAAGAAUUUGAUUCCCCAGUUGCUGUGCGCCGAGACCGUGACAGGAGCAUGCUUGAUCUCGGCGCUGAGCCUAAACCAUACCAGUAUGGUCUCGUCGGACAUGUAACGCCACCACCAGGGUCAAGUUCACCGCCAAGCAUUCACCAAUCUCAUCAUCCUUCAUUCAGCACUUCCGUGGCAAGUAAUCACAGCCGCAAUACGUCAGUCACCCCUUUGCUUGGCAUGAGUUCUGCGCCCGGGAAUGCUUCGAAGGCUUCCAUUUCAGGGUCCAUGCAGGCAGCACAAACGGCUGUUGCGCAGAGGCAUCUCAGUGCGACAUCCCAAUCGACAUCCCAGUCUUCCAUGGGCCCUCGAUCGCUGUCUGUGGUUUCCACCACCAGCGCGACGCCUUUGUUAGAUGGAUCCGGAUCUUCCUUGCUUUCGUCGAACAACCGCGUUGAUGAGCUUGGCGUAUUUGAUCCGCUUAAUCGCACAGGAAGUCCUACCCCUGUGAUUGACAGGCGGGUCUUGCAAAUCAUCAAUGAUGGCCCUCAGUCGCCCAAAUCGCCUGUUCUUGUUUCUGCACCUGCACCUGCACCUGCACCCGCACCCGCGCCUUCUUCAUCUGUGCCUGCUCGGCCGCCUGGUAAACGUGCCCCAAGACGAAGGAGAUCUAACAGUGUUGUUGUGCACACAGAUGCCGGGCUGGUUUCUCCCACUUCGGGUAGUACUGCAGCAAACGAACCCCCACCCUACUCGAGAGAAUAGUUCAUCCCUCUCGCUGAAAACAGUCCAUUGAGCACUGAUAUCACAUUUACUAACCCUACCCCAUAUUUGGACUUGCGAUGACCGUACUAUAAC
Molecule: messenger RNA, 1658 nt
Organism: Suillus plorans
Lineage: Eukaryota; Fungi; Basidiomycota; Agaricomycetes; Boletales; Suillaceae
Exons: 3
Coding region: 111-1565 (484 amino acids)
Source: RefSeq, a predicted model, not a curated record